AGAAGAAGCUCUUUUUCACGAUGAUUAAGCCGUUGGAAUAUAUAAACAUGAUCAACAUAAUUCGUUGCUAGUUGGGCAUAUACCAAUCGAACUUUCAUUUCUAAUUUGCAAGUUCUUGUCACAAGAAGAAUCGCCAAAGUUUAUUGUUUAAAUAACCCUUAGGGGUUUACCCUUGUCUUUAAAAAAAUUUAGCUGCAUAAUUUAAAAGGGAAUUAGUUUGAGAAAAAGAUUAAAGGUCAACCAACCAUACUUGUUGUUGUCGUAUGUAUAUAAAAAACAAACGUAUUUUUUGUAAGAAAUACUCAACGGAAUAUGAAUCCUUCAUAGAUGCAGGAAGGAGCUGCUCUAAGCAUGUAAAAUGAUUGGAUUGCAAUGGACAGGGUAGCUGCUAGCUAUACACUCGAUGAGGGCUAACCGCAUUGAAUUUAAAUCAAUUAGCAAAUACAUCGUGAGGCCGGUGGACGAGACGUUCUUUUCAUGGUGAUAGGCGUGUGUUAGCAUAAAUUCUAGACGGCCCGUAGCGCCCUUCAGUGGAAGGUAAACAGGAAGUGGAGCAACUAUUACUAAAUGCAUGAUAUAAAAGACUACAACACGGAAAUUUUCACAGGCCCUACCUCUUGCGGCAAGACACAGCGUGUACUGAACCUCCUGGAAAAUGAGUAUAAAACGAAAUACCACAAUAUUGUCAUACUGUGCCCUACUCUGAAAUGGAAUAAACCAUGCCUUGAGAGGGCAACGCUAUGGCGUGACGAAUAUGUGUUUCUGAUUGAUCCUAAGGAACAACUAUUUGAAUGGAUCCAAAAACUGUCCUCGUUGUUGGCAGAUAAAAAGAGUAUCUUCGUAGUCGACCACGUCAUAGCCGAUGAAAGCCUCGACAAGCGUCGACAAUCACUACUUAAGCUUGCUAUCAGUGAUAGGCACCGCGAACACAGCUUGUGGCUACUUAAGCAGUCAUAUACCGCUCUCCCCAAAAAUUUGAGGAGGUAAAAGAAGGCCCUGUUUCUGUGCUACCCUAAUGAACGGAGCGACAUGAAGCUGCUGGACGAGGAGACGAAUUUAAUCCCAGACUGGGAUCAAAUUAAAGCCGAGCUUAAAAAAGCAAGCAUUCAUGCCUAUAUGUGAGAUUGACACUCUAGGACUUGGAAGAUUCUCGAAUGACCACGUUGAAAUCCUCUGGCCCUCGUCUCUAUAUUUGAAAGAUGUCGUCGCAAGUUAUGUUCAACGCAGGAGCCAUCGAGACCCUGGCCAACAACCAGGAUCAAUCUAUGUUCAAACGUGCCGAUUUGGGGAGGUUUUUAGGAAUUGAUGAUAUAAAG
This is a messenger RNA of Hydractinia symbiolongicarpus, 1316 nucleotides long. RefSeq lists its product as uncharacterized. Bases 568 to 987 code for a protein of 139 amino acids. Lineage: Eukaryota; Metazoa; Cnidaria; Hydrozoa; Anthoathecata; Hydractiniidae. The transcript is spliced from 2 exons. The record is from RefSeq and is a predicted model, not a curated record.